CGCCCGCAUGAGGCGACGAACGGAGAGGCUGCGAGCAACAAGAAGUUGAAAAGAAUGCACCCACCAAUGGCUCUGCAGCGCUGUCUCCCGCAGAGUUGAUCGCGCAGAAGCGCGCGGAGGUCGCAGCGAAACUGGCUAGCAUGAAGAACCUUGCGGCAGGGGGAUCGAAGCCGACAGGCUCGGUCGCAGCUCCACAGCCCAUUCGCGCCAAUACAGGACUGCCCGCAAAGCCAACGGCCGCGUCCACCCCUGGUACUCCCGGGGCGCCUGGCGCGUCCGAUGACUUGGCGCGUAGGAUUGCAGAGGCGAAGCGGCUAGUCGCGAGCGCGCAGAGCAAGUUGGCGAACAAGGACAACCCUUACAUGGCCGUCGCACAGUCGAGCAAGAAGAGGACACCAGCGGCACCAGAGCCACUGCCGGUGCAGCAGGGAGCUGGCUUGAAGAUGGCCGCGCAUCCGCUGUUGCUGGACCAGACGCCCACGGUGCCACAGUCCAAGAAGGACCGAUACAAGCCCAUGCAACCCAAGUUUGCCUCUAUCAAGGCGAAUGCCCGCAACAUCGCUACUCCUACUCCGCCGCCUGCCUCAGUGACCCCUACUCCAGUCGCCGUCGCGAAUCCAUACGCUGCGGCGGCUGCCAGCGCGUCAUCUGCAAUCUCCAAGAGCGACUUCACGGGUGCGCCACGCGAGCGUACUGGUCGACAAUUGCGCUUUAACCCCAAGGGCAAAUUCGUUGCGCAGGGUAACCAGCUCCGCCAGGAGGCCAAGCUUGAGGAGCUCAAGCAGAAGAUCGCCGACAGCGCGCGCAAAGCCGGCCUCGAUGGCGACGCCGUCAUGGGCAUCGGGUCGAACGUGCGCCGCGCGCCGCCCCCGGAGGCUGAGUGGUGGGACGUGGCCCUGUUGCCGAACAAGAAGUACGACGACCUGGAUCUGCAGGAGGGUUUUGCGCACUUGAAUAUCCGCAACCCUGACUCGCCGAUUACUAUUUAUGUGCAGCACCCCAUUCCGAUUCCCGCGCCUGGGGAUAAGGACAAGAUUGCGCUGAAGCCGUUGAAGUUGACGACGAAGGAGCAGAAGAAGAUGCGGAGGUUGCGUAGGAAGGCUGAGCAACAGGACAAACGGGAUCGGAUAAAGAUGGGCCUGUUGCCGCCGGAUCCACCCAAGGUCCGCUUGGCAAACUUGAUGAAGGUGCUCACAUCGGACGCCGUUCAAGACCCCACAAAGGUCGAGGCCAAGGUCCGCCGCGAAGUCGCCAACCGCAAGCUUGCGCACGAGAAGAUGAACGCGGAGCGCAAGCUUACCGACGACCAACGCCGCGAGAAGAUCCAGGCCAAGCAAGCCGAGGAGGAUCGCAAGGGCGUGUGGGGCGCGGUGUACAAGGUCCUCAAGCUGAGCGACCCCGCGCACCAGUUCAAGGUUCGCAAGAACGCGGAGCAGAACGCGCUCAGCGGCAUCUGCAUCUUCCACCCGGCGUUCAGCCUGGUGUACGUGGAGGGCGCGGCGAAGUUUAUGAGGAAAUACCGGCGGCUGAUGACGGAGCGGAUUGACUGGACGCAGGCGGCGCAGCCGCGGGGCGCGGAGGAUGUGGAGCUGGAGGGAGAGGACGGUGGGAGUGCGCCGCCAAUUGCGUCGACUUCGAAGGAGGGCGAGGCCGAUGCGGUGGGCUUGGAGAACAACGCAUGCUAUUUGGUGUGGGAGGGCCCUGUGCGCGAGCGCGCAUUUAGCGGGUUCAAGGCGAAGGCUGCGCCGACGGAUAUGAUGGCGAAGGAGACGCUUGGGGACAAGUUGAAGGGCUACUGGGACAUGGCGAAGAACUUCAAGCCGGAGGAGGAAGAAUUGUUUUGAUUGUGUGUCCGUCCGUCGUGCUUGUAUCUUGCGCUUGCCCUACCUUCUAUGCUAUGUUACUCACGGAUGAAGAUACACGUGUCCAUCUCGGCCAUUUUUAAGAGCUGAGGCUUCAGCCCUGCGAAUCAAGAACUACAGGCUUGCACACCCCUCAAUUACUUGGUGUUGGAGAAGGCUGCAUUUGUGGCGUAACUUGUUUGUCUCCCGUCUCCUGCGCUCAUCCAAACUGCUGAUGGGUUUCACGCAGGACUAUAUGCUUCGAACGUUUCUGUUACAUUGGUAUUCGAGGCGC
Schizophyllum commune H4-8 is the source of this 2136-nucleotide messenger RNA. Its product is annotated as PRP3-domain-containing protein. The coding region runs from base 141 to 1844 and encodes 567 amino acids. The transcript has 5 exons. The record is from RefSeq and is a predicted model, not a curated record. NCBI's taxonomy places the organism in Eukaryota, Fungi, Basidiomycota, Agaricomycetes, Agaricales, Schizophyllaceae. Gene Ontology annotation, biological process: mRNA splicing, via spliceosome. Gene Ontology annotation, cellular component: U4/U6 x U5 tri-snRNP complex.